Oreochromis niloticus (Nile tilapia) is the source of this 2223-nucleotide messenger RNA. RefSeq names its product carboxylesterase 5A-like. The coding region runs from base 1 to 870 and encodes 289 amino acids. Lineage: Eukaryota; Metazoa; Chordata; Actinopteri; Cichliformes; Cichlidae. The record is from RefSeq and is a predicted model, not a curated record. The transcript is spliced from 6 exons.
AUGAAAAUUUUCCUCGGGGCCGUGGUGGACGGCGAGUUUCUGACUGACUUGGGAGAGGCUCUUCUUCAGAAACACGAAGUCCUGAAGGUUCCGGUGCUGAUGGGAAUCACCAACCAUGAGUUUGGCUGGAUCUUACCUCAGAGCUUCGCCGCUCCUGGCUGGGAGAAUGGAAUGAACAGAGAGGCCGUGCUGGCGGUGGUGAACAUGUUUAAUCCUCCAGGGGCCUCCUUUGCAAACAACCUCAUUGUAGAUGAAUACCUGCAAGAUGCUAAAACUCCAGAGGAGAUCAGAGACGGAUUCACUGAAAUCAUGGGAGACCUGCUGAUGACACUGCCUGUUGUCCGAGUGGCCGGGUACCACUCAGACGUGGGUGUUCCAGUUUACAUGUAUGAGUUUGUAUACCAGGCUGAGAUAUACAAACAGAACAGGCCCAGCUUUGUGAAAGCAGAUCACGCAGAUGAUGUCGGCUUGAUGUUUAGUGGAUGUUUCUGGAAUGGAAAUAUAAAAAUCUUAGGCAACAUCACCAAAGAGGAUGAGAGAUUUUGCAGGACGAUGAUGUCAUACUGGGCUAAUUUUGUCCGGUCUGGCUCUCCCAAUGGUCCUGGGCUGGUCAGCUGGCCUCCAUACAACAGGCAGAAGCAGGAGUACAUGGAGCUGGGCCCGACUCAGACUGUGAAACAGAAAUUGAGGAAUUGCCUAAUAAAAAUAAUUAAAGUAACUGCAAAUGAUGCAAGACACCCUCAAAGACACACAUACAAAAGUGACUUAGUAACAUCAAGGGUGUCAAGUUCAGGUUGUAAGCACAGAGUCACGCCGCUCAGUCUGAGCUGCCAGAAUAUAAAACUCCAAAGACAAACCUGCACUACAUGAAGCCUGUCACGGUUCAGCGGCUGAAACAAGUUUUUAGUCCAGUACAGAGCCCUAUUCUUUAUACCCAUAUUCAUACGUGACACUGUUAGGAUGGCCUGUAGUGGCUGGGUUCAAAUAGGAGGCUUGAGGCAGAGAUGAGGUGUGUUUAUUCACCUAUAUUAAAAUUCCAAAAAGAUAACGUGAAAUAAAACAAUGUAGCCCAGGUGUGGAACAUGGAUCCAGCAACAGCCUCUGAUGUUAACUGGCACCCCUUUAUAGACUGCUGCUAAUUGGCCCUCAAGCCAUACCAUUAUGUGGGGUUCCAUACUAAACUACACACACGUUUCUUACCUAAUAACCUUUAUUAAUAUCACAUCAAUGCUGUGUACAUAAUAACCAUAAUUACAAUUAUUAAAUGAAAUAUUUCCCACUUGGCCUACCGACUACAAUCUACAGUAAAGUAAUGUGGCUAUCCAAUCCUUACUUUAAUCACUUGGUACCACCAGGAACCAUUAAAAAGGCACUCAACACCUGGGAACUGUUUUGGCUGCCACACCAUCAAGUGAAGCUGGAAAACUGCCCACAAAGAAACCCUAUAGUUAAAUAAUCAAUAAAAACACAACAAACUUUUUAAUGAGUGACCUUUCCUUUAAUAUACAUUUUAAAAUCACUCAUGUGUGUUUUAUAUGGACAAGUAAUAAAUACAGACAGCUUGUAUAGAUCUGGGUAGAAUGAAUGUGAAAGAGGCAGAAAACCUCCGGAGGAUACCAGCUGACCUGCAGACACUGGAGAUACUGGAUGUGGACAUACAGAUGGGGGAAAUGUCUGAAGUGGCAGCAGUGACUGCCACGAUUGACUGAACUGGAUGGAUCUCUUGAAGGAGGAGCUGAAGGCCGGUUAAGUUUGAUUAAUCAACAAUGAGAUUUCCAUAUAGGAUCGGUCAAACCCCAUUAACAACAAACGCCUCCAGUGCUGCUGACCAGUAGCGUUCUGACAGACGGCAAGACAGACAAAGAGGAAAGUGGGAAGCAUCUUCAGAAGCAGCAAGCAUGAAGAAAAGGCAGGAGUGCGGAGUCUGGACUUUAAAUACAAACACUGGCUGCUGUGGUUUAGAGAAGAAAGGCAGAUCCUGUGUGUGUGUGUGUGUGUGUGUGUGUGUGGGAGACCAGGUGGAAGGGAAGCAAGGCCAGGAGGUCGUGAUUGUAACAGGCAACAGUUUAGGUGCAGGUGAAGGGAACAGAGAUGAUAAACAGGUGUUGGAUAGAUAUGGUGUUAAGGAGAAAAAUGAAGGACCGAUAACAGUGGAUUUUGUGAAAAGGAUAGAAAUGGCUGUGGUGAACACAUAUCCCAACAAUAGUGAGAAACAUAGUGUAA